CCCAUCAAAUUCAGACAUCUCACACCUAUAAAUUGGCCUUCUUUCGCUCUACAAUUACACAACGAAGAAAAAUGGAAUUCCACUAUUGUCAGCAACGUUUGGCUUCAGUGCUGCUACUUUGCUUUUGGAUGCUGUUCAUCAGAGCGCACGGAUCGCGCAAGCUCUACAUAACGUAUCUAGGUGACAGAAAGCAUGCACACACAGACGAUGUUGUUGCUUCCCACCAUGAUACACUCUCAAGCGUUCUUGGAAGUAAAGAGGAAUCCUUAUCUUCCAUCAUCUAUAACUACAAGCAUGGAUUCUCAGGAUUUGCUGCAAUGCUAACAGAAGAGCAAGCAGAACAACUUGCAGAGUUACCAGAAGUAAUCAGUGUGCAGCGAAGCAGGAGGUACAAGACAACGACCACACGGAGCUGGGAUUUCCUGGGGCUGAACUACCAAAACCCCAGUGAAUUACUCCGAAGGAGCAACUACGGAGAAGACAUAAUCAUCGGGGUUGUUGACACCGGGAUAUGGCCGGAGUCGAGAAGCUUCCGCGACGAAGGGUACGGGCCGGUGCCGGCACGGUGGAAGGGCGUGUGUCAGGUCGGAGAAGGAUGGGGCAGCAACAACUGCAGCCGCAAGAUCAUCGGCGCGCGGUUCUACCACGCCGGGGUGGACGAGGACGACCUCAAGAUCGACUACCUCUCGCCCCGUGACGUGAACGGCCACGGCACGCACACGGCGUCCACCGCGGCGGGCUCCGUCGUGGAGGCGGUCAGCUUCCACGGGCUGGCCGCGGGCACCGCCCGCGGCGGCGCGCCCCGGGCGCGCAUCGCGGUGUACAAGUCCGUCUGGGGCAGGGGCGGCGCCGGGUCAGGGAACUCCGCCACCGUGCUUGCCGCCAUCGAUGACGCGAUCCACGACGGCGUGGACGUGCUGUCGCUGUCCCUGGGUACCCUGGAGAACUCGUUCGGCGCGCUGCACGCCGUCCAGAAGGGGAUCACCGUUGUGUACGCAGCCACGAACUUUGGGCCUGCGCCGCAGGUAGUCAGGAACACUGCUCCCUGGGUCAUCACCGUCGCGGCAAGCAAGAUUGACCGGUCGUUCCCGACCGUGAUCACUCUGGGGGACAAGCGCCAGAUUGUGGGACAGUCCAUGUACUACUACGAAGGGAAUAACUCAUCAGGCAGCAGCUUCAGACUUCUAGCAUAUGGAGGCCUAUGCACCAAGGAUGAUCUGAACGGCACGGAUGUGAAGGGGAGAAUUGUGCUGUGCAUCUCCAUCGAGAUAUCACCACUUACACUUUUUCCACUAGCAUUGAAAACCGUCCUGGGUGCCGGGGCUUCUGGCCUAAUCUUUGCUCAGUACACGACUGAUCUCCUGGGCAUCACAACGGCCUGCAACGGCACUGCCUGUGUUCUCGUGGACCUUGAAAGUGCAAAUCUGAUCGGCUCGUACAUCAGCGAAGCAAGCUCACCAAUGGCAAAGAUCGAACCGGCACGCACUAUCACAGGAGAAGGAGUAUUGGCGCCAAAAGUAGCAGCAUUCUCCUCGAGAGGUCCAUCGGUUGAUUACCCUGAUAUUAUCAAGCCUGACAUAGCUGCACCAGGAUCCAACAUUUUAGCAGCCAUGAAAGAUCACUACCAACUUGGCACAGGAACAUCAAUGGCAACGCCACAUGUAGCAGGUGUUGUCGCGCUGCUGAAAGCCCUCCAUCCAGACUGGUCCCCAGCGGCAAUAAAAUCGGCCAUUGUCACCACGGCAUCUGUAACUGACGAACGAGGCAUGCCAAUACUGGCAGAAGGAGUGCCUCGGAAGAUUGCUGAUCCAUUUGACUAUGGAGGUGGAAACAUUAACCCAAACAGGGCAGCUGAUCCAGGCCUCAUUUAUGACAUCGAUCCAAGCGAUUAUAACAAGUUUUUUGGGUGCAUCAUCAAGACAUCUGUCAGCUGUAAUGCAACAACGCUACCUGGGUAUCACCUGAAUCUACCAUCAAUCGCUCUUCCUGAUCUCAGGAAUCCAACCACAGUAUCUAGAACAGUGACAAAUGUAGGCGAGGUUAAUGCAGUUUACCACGCUGAAAUCCAGAGCCCGCCUGGAGUUAAAAUGGUUGUUGAGCCAUCUGUUCUUGUCUUUGAUGCUGCAAACAAAGUUCAUACCUUCAAGGUUAGUUUUUCACCUCUAUGGAAAUUGCAAGGGGACUAUACAUUUGGCAGCCUUACUUGGCACAAUGAAAAGAAGUCGGUGAGAAUUCCAAUAGCAGUCCGGAUUACCAUUCAAGAUUUCUAUGCAGAUGUUGCAUAACCUGGGUCCAGGGUGAAACAUGCAGGAAAUAACACAGCGCUCAUAGAAACAAUAGAGUCUACAGGAGAUACCAAUUUCCACAGAACUACAGAAGUAUUGGUUUUGUGUAUUUCUUUAUUACCAGAAUACAAAAAUGUUCAGGUCUAUGUUUGCCAACUUUUGAAAUAUCAUGUACCUGCCCCUCCCACCUAACGCAGCAUGACAAUGACUACAGAUAGUUUCAGUUUUGGUUUCACAAUGCUUACAUGCAAUACACCUAUUCUCUUUGUCCCACAAAAAACCAACCUAGUACCGGAUGUGACAUGUUCUAGUACUACAAAUCUAGACAUACAUAUGUCCAGAUUCAUCGUACUAGAAUAUGUUACAUCUGGUCCUAGAUUCGUUUUUUAUGGGACGGAGGGAGUACACGAUAGAGAUGUGACAACAAGAAGAUGCUCCAACACAUUUUGCAAGCUUAUUUGCAAUCAAAAGUCAAAGUCCCAUAGAUGAUUUUACUUGAUGGAAAUUCCAGCUGUUUGACCAGUAAGCUGUAAAAAGAAGGGAAGAUGACACAAAUCGUGUAUUAUUUAAAGUUUUAUAGCUUGACUUCACCUA
This is a messenger RNA of Oryza sativa Japonica Group (Japanese rice), 2879 nucleotides long. RefSeq names its product subtilisin-like protease SBT3.10. The record is from RefSeq and is a predicted model, not a curated record. Gene Ontology annotation, biological process: proteolysis. NCBI's taxonomy places the organism in Eukaryota, Viridiplantae, Streptophyta, Magnoliopsida, Poales, Poaceae. Gene Ontology annotation, molecular function: serine-type endopeptidase activity.